AGCGGGUGCUCCCUUCGGAAGACUCGAACUGCUUUGGUUUCAGCCCCGAGCUGCACCAGUAGUACUCUACACUACCUAGCAUAUUGUCGCACGGUACUCUACAUGUGUCGUUGCACGUAGGGUCGGCCUGCGGACGGGCUUUGCAUCCGUCAGGGUCCAUACAAGCCAAAAGGGUGACGUCGAUUGCUCCACUUGAGCCCUUCAGGUUUUCUCGUCCCUUGAUAUUGCGCAUGGCCAUUGUUCAGUUCACUGAGGAAGUCACCACUUUUUGACCGGACAACCAUCAUUCAAGCAAGACUCAAGGUUCUACGAUGACGUUCUCCACAGCCCUGGUUCGCUCAAUUGCUCUCACUGCUCGCCCAGCCCCCCACGCCCACGCAGCCCGGGCAGCGACCGUGGCAGCACCACGAUGGACCCGCAGCCUGGCGACGCGAGCCGACAAUGAUCCCACCCCCGGCAAGGCGAGGUCGGGCGGCAGCGAGCAGACGAUGCCAGAUUCGGGUGCCUCUGAAGACGAAAUCGCAAAUAGCGAUGGCGCAUACGACUCGGGCAAGCCACGACCGGAGGACAGCGCCAACAAGAUUGAGCAUGAGAAAUCCGUCGAUAUGGGCUCAUCAGCCGCGAGUCGAGAGCCAUCAAAGAAUGCGACAGAGGGCAAGCACAACGAGAAGACAUCGAGCGAGACGGGAAGCAACCCCCCCUCGAGCGGUGGAACCGCGUCCAGCCGGAAGGGAUGAAGGCAAUGACUUGCCAGUUGUAACAGUCACCAUCCCUGUACAGCUCCUUUUCCUCUACUCCGUCGCAUCAAUAACGAGAAGCCGUGAAGCCAGCAGCCACUGUAAGCCCAUUAAGA
Messenger RNA from Acaromyces ingoldii, 853 nucleotides. RefSeq lists its product as hypothetical. The transcript has 3 exons. NCBI's taxonomy places the organism in Eukaryota, Fungi, Basidiomycota, Exobasidiomycetes, Exobasidiales, Cryptobasidiaceae. The record is from RefSeq and is a predicted model, not a curated record. The coding region runs from base 312 to 737 and encodes 141 amino acids.